CAUAACGGUUGCCUAUAAAUAGUCGCUCACAGCCCUUCGGUUCGUCACCUCCCAAAACCAAAACCCUAGAGAAAAAGCGAGCGGGGAAAAAGCCGUCCGCAUCUGAGGUUAGGGUUUCGAGAGGAGCAAGCGUUCGGUGGCGAUGACCUUCAAGCGUAGGAAUGGUGGCCGCAACAAGCACGGCCGCGGCCAUGUCAACUUCAUCCGCUGCUCCAACUGUGGGAAAUGCUGCCCUAAGGAUAAGGCCAUCAAGAGGUUUCUUGUGAGGAACAUUGUGGAGCAAGCUGCAGUGAGAGAUGUGCAAGAGGCCUGUGUUUAUGAUGGGUAUACUCUUCCGAAGCUCUACGCGAAGAUGCAGUACUGCGUUUCCUGUGCAAUCCACUCUCAUGUGGUCAGAGUCAGGUCUCGCGAGGCCAGGAGGAACCGUGAGCCUCCGCAGCGCUUCAGACGCAGGGAUGAUAUAGCUCGGCCUGGGCAAGGUCCUCGUCCCGCUGGAGCUGCUAAUUUGGGUCGCCGAUGAUGUUUUGAAGUGCCUGGCUAUCAAAGGAGUGUUCUCUUUGAACAAUCUCUUUUCAGUAGGAGAUUGUGAACUUAAUGUAGAAAUUAGAAAUUAACUCAAUUUUUGAUGUGUUUUACGUGAUUUUGAUUUUCUUUUUUGAUCAAAUUUUGAGUCUCUACCAUCUGUGACUUGUUUGGAUGCCUUAUCCUAUAUGACUUUGUCUUGAGCCAGAUCCAAUUCUUGUUGGUAAGUACAGGACCUGCCUUCAAAUGGGUGCUGGAUUUUCUGUAGCA
Molecule: messenger RNA, 792 nt
Organism: Elaeis guineensis (African oil palm)
Lineage: Eukaryota; Viridiplantae; Streptophyta; Magnoliopsida; Arecales; Arecaceae
Source: RefSeq, a predicted model, not a curated record